GGUGCUCGGAGGUGGGUAGGAGAGGAACCAAGGGACGGUGCUCGGAGGUGGGUAUUUAGGGCGUGGAACCAAGGGACAGUGCUCGGAGGUGGGUAGGAGGUGGAACCAAUGGGCGGUGCUCGGAGGUGGGUAGGGUGUGGUACCAAGGGACGGUGCUCGGAGGUGGUACCAAGGGACGGUGCUCGGAGGUGGGUAGGAGAGGAACCAAGGGACGGUGUCUCGGAGUGGUGGGUAGGGUGUGGAACCAAGGGACAGUGCUCUGGAGGUGGGAGAGGAACCAAGGGACGGUGCUCGGAGGUGGGUAGUGGGUGGAACCAAAGGACAUUGCUCGGAGGUGGGUAGGAGAGGAACCAAGGGACGGAACCAAGGGACGGUGCUCAGAGGUGGGUAGGAGAGGAACCAAGGGACGGUGCUCGGAGGUGGGGUAGGGUGUGGAACCAAGGGACG
Staurois parvus is the source of this 447-nucleotide messenger RNA. Lineage: Eukaryota; Metazoa; Chordata; Amphibia; Anura; Ranidae. The record is from the annotation of a GenBank genome assembly.